AGCCUGCAGCUGAGACAGCACAGUGGAGAAAAGCAGUGGGACAACUCAAUUCUGUCAUGGUUUCCCCACUAAAAGAAAACAGGAGGAGGAUUUCUCUCUAGCUGAGGAGGAUAUGAGUCACCAAGCGGAGAGGGAAGGGUCUAAGUUCGAGGGAAACCUACAACGACCUGUGAUGAGGGGGAUGUAAGGAGGAUCUGCAGCCAACUUCAUCUGGACAAAGAGAUUUGUGGAACCUUUUAGAGGACCAGAGGGUCUUCCUGAAUAUCAUGAAGCAGGCAAAAGGGCAAAGAUAUGGUAAAGUGUCAUCCAAUGAGAGCAGGCGGCGGCCGCUGUCAUCGGGUGAUGUGGAGGGCUCAUUGUGGCAGGGCCCAAGGACCAUUUACCUCCAAAAGAACUCCCAGGGAUUCGGAUUCACUUUACGCCACUUUAUUGUCUACCCACCAGAGUCGUCCAUCCACUGCUUGAAGGAAGAAGAAAAUAGCAGCACACCAGAAAAAAAAUGUCAGCGGUCCCGUUUAGAGCCAGUGGACACCAUAUUUGUGAAGAGUGUGAAAGAAAAUGGACCUGCUCAUGAAGCUGGAUUGUGCACAGGUGACAGACUGGUGAAGGUUAAUGGAGAGUCAGUUCUGGGGAAGACCUACUCACAGGUCAUCAUGCUUAUCCAAAACAGCGAAGACAUACUGGAGCUCUCCAUCAUGCCUAAGGAUGAGGAUGUGCUGCAGUUGGUAAGUGCAUAUUCCCAAGAUGCCGCUCCAAGGGGCUAUAACCUUCGUUCAAGUAAGGGGCUGGAUCUCAUAGAAUCCCCUCCCCUAUGCUAUCAUUCCACCAAGUGUCAGCCUAACCCUGAUACCCACACCCUCCUGGACAACCGGCAGUGCAGACUCGGUGCAAUGGAUUAUUGCCCCUCUGCUGAAGCUGUCCUCACCUCUGGCUGGUCCGGGGUUCCUGAUGAGUCCAGCUACAGUCCGACUCAGAGAAACAGAGAACAGUUCUCCUCCCCAAUGAAUGUGCUUGACUUUCAUUUUGCCAACCACAAUGCUGCCAUCACCUCUGCAACACUGCCCCCACCCCGGAAGAGCAGCCUGCCAACCUCCUUCCGUUCAUACACAAGCCCCCCCUGCAGCCAGGCCCUGUCAGACUGGUACUACAGCCAGGCCAAGGUGACAGAGCAUGUGUCUUCCCAUCAACACAGCAUAUCUCAAGAUCACCUAGAGGAGCUGGCGAUGAAUCCGGCACUUGGUACGACCCUUAAAACCUCUGCUGGUAAACACAGAAGAGAAACCCUGUUACUCCACCACCCGGCAGCUGCUGCAUCCCACAACUCCUGCUGGCCGAGGGAUUGUGGUGGAGCAUCAGACUCUGGGAGCAGGCCCUGCUCAGAGAGUCUUUUGGCAGCCUAUGCUGAAUAUGAGCACAACUAUGGGCGCUCCGUGGAAACUCUAACACAAGCCUCACAACUGGUCUCCUCACAUUCCAAAAUCAUUCCCCAGAAGCCGGAGCAAAAAGAGCCAAAAGCCUCAGGUGGACAUCAACAACAGAGCACAGCCCUUACCAUGAUGCCACCUAAUGGCAGGCAGCCAUGUCAGCAGGUAGCAGAACCCCAAACGAAACAAGUGAAAGAGGAGUGGCGGGGAGGGUAUAAAAGUCAGAAAAACCCUUUCCCCAACAAAGCUGGUCACAUCUUCCAAAAUACCCAGUCCUUCAGCGAAUCCAGCUUCAGUGGCCCCCACCUUCACUGGAGCCCCAGCACCACAGAAAACAGUGAAAGAGUGAUGCCAGCCCGGCCCAAGUCUGCUUCACUUUUGUCUGCUUCAGAUGAGGAGGCAGUACAGACUGUGGAAUGCAAAGAGGUCACAUCCUCAGAGUUGGUCUUGAGACUAAAGCCCACUCUGCUGCCUUCACACCGCAGUCCAUUGGAAGAGGUGCCCCCCCAGCUGACUUCAGCCACACCCUCACCAGGAUCCACCCCCAGCCGCAGAGCCAAUGGCAGCCUGGCACAGCAUGCCUUCGACUCGCUAUCCUCUAUUCCCUUUAUAGGCAGUAUUAAAAGCCGCCGCUCCUCCUACCUUCUGGCCAUCACCACUGAAAGGUCCAAGUCCUGCGAUGAGGGCCUCAACACAUUCAGAGAAGAAAGCCAAGUCUUUUCAAAACUACCAAAGAGGGUCAGGAGCUUCUUCACUGAUGGGUCACUGGAGAGCCUGCAGGCUCAGGAGGAGGCCUGCUCGAAACGCCACUCCACCUCAGAGCUGGGAACCACAGCCUUCAGUGAUGUCCGCAAGGAGGGCUGGCUGCAUUAUAAACAGAUCCUGACUGAGAAGGGAAAGAAAGUGGGAGGCAGCAUACGACCCUGGAAGCGCGCCUUCACAGUGUUGCGCUCCCACCUGCUUUUCCUCUAUAAAGACAAGCGAGAGGCUGUGCUACAUGCCGCAGGGGCGCAGCCUUGCCAGGAAGACCAUCCUCCGAUCUGUAUCCGUGGCUGUCUUAUCGACAUUGCCUACUGUGAGACCAAGCGAAAGCACACCCUGAGACUUACUACACAAGACUUCUGCGAGUACCUGCUGCAGGCCGAGGACAGGGACAGCAUGUUGGCCUGGAUCAGGGUCAUCAGGGAGAGCAGCAAAACGGACAACGAGGAGAUCUGCUUUUCAAGACAAGCUCUCAUCAACAAGAAACUGAACGAUUACCGCAAACAUAGCCUGACAGGAAACAAGCUGGACUCUUCGCCAAAAACCUACAGAAUGAUGUCUCCCUUCCUUGCCAAAACUGACAACACUUCUGUGAACCGAGUCUCCAAAUCAGAAGAAAACAAAGCACUGUGGGGUAUCAGUCUCAUGAAGAAAGCGAAGAAGACAAGCAGCCCUAAAGCUUUUGGGAUUCGACUGGAGGACUGUCAGCCUGCUGUCAAUCAUAAAUUCGUUCCUCUCAUUGUGGAGAUGUGCUGUGAAGUUGUGGAAACCAUAGGUCUGGAGUACACUGGAAUCUACCGUGUACCUGGGAACAACGCCAUGGUAUCCAACCUGCAGGAGCAUCUCAACAAAGGACUUAACAUCAACAUCACUGAAGAGAGAUGGCAGGACCUCAAUGUCAUAAGUAGUCUCCUAAAAUCCUUCUUCAGAAAACUGCCUGAGCCUCUGUUUACUGACGACAAAUACGGUGACUUUAUUGAUGCCAAUAGGAUUAAAAACACAGAGGAUAGACUGAAAACCAUGAAGAAAUUGAUCCAUGACCUUCCAGAUUACUAUCAUCACACCCUGAAGUUUCUGGUUGGCCAUCUGAAGAGGGUGGCAGACCACUCUGAAAAGAAUAAGAUGGAACCCAGAAAUUUAGCCCUGGUGUUUGGCCCCACACUGGUAAGAACGUCAGAAGACAACAUGACCGAUAUGGUCACACACAUGCCUGACCGUUACAAGAUAGUGGAGACUCUCAUCGUACAUCAUGACUGGUUCUUCAGUGAUUCAGAUUUUGACCAGGAUGAAAAGGCUCCUGAAGACAGGCAGAGCAUCCAGCCUGCACCCAACAUUGACCAUCUGCUGUCCAACAUCGGCCGUCCGGGCAUGCCUGGUGACACUUCAGGUUCCACCACCAGCGAUUCUUUUAAGUCCAAGAUCUCACCAAGCCCCAAAAAAGACCUGAAUCCCAUGGACUUCCUCCCCAAGUCCAUUGUCUCAGCUGUGCCCCGUAAACGUAAGAAAUGCCUGAGCACCCCCCUGAGCAGCAGCAGCGUCGACGAAGACUCUGAACAUGAACCAGUGAAAGCCAGCAACUAUGGAGAAGAGGAGGACAGAGAGGAGGAAGAGCAAGUCAAAGAGAAGCAUGCCUUUCCCACAAGCGAGCAAAGGCAGGGUGGAGGCGAACCAGCCUCAGACACCAGUGAGGAAGCAGAGGAGUGGAGGGAGGACCUGGGAAAGGAGAUCGAAAUUGGAAGCACGAGAAGAAGCGACGUACCUUCACCUCUUCACGUUGUCCUUCACGCCCCGCCUCCAGUUGACCCCUACCAUCUAAAGAGCCACAGUCUGGCCACAGGACGAUCCAUUCCCUUUUGGGUCCCCCCCAGCAUGUAUCCCAACCCAUAUCAGCCUUCCAGCCAUCAGGGAGCGCAGCCGUCCCACACAGGCCAGUCUGUCCGAUUUAGGAAGAACAUUGUGGAGCGGGCCAGGGCCCGGUCCAUGUGCUUGGACAGUGAGCUGGGCAAGGGUGAGCGGAGAGCCAGAGGAUGGAGGACAGACAAGGUGGAGGUUAUCAGAGUAAUGGAAGGGACAGUGGGGCCACGGGGAUCAGUUCUAAGUCAGGGGUCACUUCAGAAAAUUGAUUCCCUCCCUUUCUCAUUCACUUCUCCUCCCUGGAUCGACCCGAAAGCUCACAAGUCUUCCACCGUUGUCCUGAGGGGAUUGGCCCAGCACCAACGGGACAAGACAAGGGCAUUGCGGCGUCACACUGUGGUGGUUUGAGACAGAACACCCAUCAAGUCUUGUUCUCUACACCUCCCCACCAUGGUCGUUUCAGCACUCAAAGAUAAGAAAACAAGGAGUAAGCAGUAGAUUGUGGAGGAGGGACCCACUCACCCCACUUCUUUACACUAACCUUGUUUUUAAAUGGUGUGAAUAAAUGCAGUACCUGAUAUCUCUGAGCAGGGAAGGAAAUAGUUUCCUUCAUGUUUGUUUUGUUUGACCCUCUUUUGUAAAGUGACACGAAUGAGCUGCUGUUAAAACUUGCUCAAAAUGAAAUUCUGCCAAAAUUAAGUUUUGACUUGAGAGGUACUUAAAAGGCAGUCUAAAGCAAACUAAACGUACCUGUAACACUAAAAGUAUUAAAACGUUCAUGAAGAUGGAGAGGCUGCAGGUUCAAGGAGCAUCUGGACAAAAACAGGCCAGCAAAUAUUCUGGAUUUUGUUUUUCUGCAUGUUGGAAGUGAUGGAAGAGCAAUCUUUUGUUUCUCUGUAUUUUUACAUACUCCUACAGUUCAAGGGCCAACUAAUAAUAUCUUACCUGCUUAUAUGAAUAUAAAAUAAUUUAUGUUUUGGAA
Molecule: messenger RNA, 5022 nt
Organism: Oryzias latipes (Japanese medaka)
Lineage: Eukaryota; Metazoa; Chordata; Actinopteri; Beloniformes; Adrianichthyidae
Gene: arhgap23b
Product: Rho GTPase activating protein 23b
Biological process (GO): signal transduction
Molecular function (GO): protein binding
Source: RefSeq, a predicted model, not a curated record